AUGGCGACUCCCUCUGUAACUGACGAGACCUGCGGCAAGUACAUCGCCUCUACACAGUGACCUGACGGGACCUGGCGGAAACAGCGGAGGGUGAAAGAAGACUACGUGCCACGAGAGGAGGUCCCAGUGUAUGAGAACAAGUAUGUGAAGUUUUUUAAGAGUAAGCCAGAACUGCCCCCAGGACUGAGUCCUGAAGCCACUGCUCCUGCCACCCCCUUUAGGCCUGAAGGUGGUGAACCAGGCCUUUCCAAAACAGCCAAAGGCAACCUGAAGCGGAAGGAGAAGAGGCGGCAGCAACAAGAGAAGGGGAAAGCAGAGGCCUUGAGCCGGACUCUGGAAAAGAUGUCCCUGGGAGAGACCGCCCCGCUCCCCAGCACUCUGCAAGGCUGCCACGCAGUCCCUGCAGCCACUUCUGACCAGCCUGACUCCGCUGCCACCACGGAGAAAGCCAAGAAGAAAAAGAAUCUGAAGAAGAAGCUACGGCAGGUGGAAGAGCUGCAGCAGCGGAUCCAGGCUGGGGACGUUAGUCAGCCCAGCAAGGAGCAGCUGGAGAAGCUGGCGAGGAGGAGGGCGCUAGAGGAGGAGCUGGGGGACCUGGAGUUAGGCCUGUGAGGCCUCUGGAGAACAGCAAACGGACUGCAGAACAAACCGUGGGGCUCUCUGGGGUCUUGAGGGACGUGGACAGCAGCAGUCAGGAGGGGUACCCUCAGACUGGUGCACUUCCACUUCUUGCUGCCCAACUCUGUCCUCCCAGAGUCUAGUCUCACCCUCAUUUCACACACACGCCCCCCAAUACCUGUUUUUGGACUUUGCCCCUCCCAUCCCCAUUGUCCAAAAUCUCAGUGACUGCCCCACUGUACCUUUACUGCCGGAUAUUUUGUUUAACAGAAAAUUGGGUGGGUGGAAAUCUCUUGGAGAGCUGAGAUUGGGGUAGGGGGGCUACACCCAAGUCUGGGAGUCUCGCUUCCCGUUCACAGUGUUUAGGCAUUAUCCCCUCUCCAUCCUCCCUCACCUCUACCUUUUUUUUUUUUUUUAAAGA
Messenger RNA from Echinops telfairi (small Madagascar hedgehog), 1039 nucleotides. Its product is annotated as partner of Y14 and mago-like. Lineage: Eukaryota; Metazoa; Chordata; Mammalia; Afrosoricida; Tenrecidae. Gene Ontology annotation, molecular function: RNA binding. The transcript has a single exon. Gene Ontology annotation, cellular component: exon-exon junction complex; cytoplasm. Gene Ontology annotation, biological process: exon-exon junction complex disassembly. The record is from RefSeq and is a predicted model, not a curated record.